Mastomys coucha (southern multimammate mouse) is the source of this 2063-nucleotide messenger RNA. It is a transcript of the gene Aunip, whose product is annotated as aurora kinase A and ninein interacting protein. The transcript has 3 exons. The record is from RefSeq and is a predicted model, not a curated record. Gene Ontology annotation, cellular component: spindle pole; centrosome. Lineage: Eukaryota; Metazoa; Chordata; Mammalia; Rodentia; Muridae. Gene Ontology annotation, biological process: spindle organization. The coding region runs from base 967 to 1902 and encodes 311 amino acids.
GAUAUUGAGGCGACAUGCGGGCUUUGGGGUCGGCACCGAGGGAGGACGGCUUCGGGGCGACUGGUUGCGCGCGGCCAUAAACCGGCGCCUAAGACACCCUGUGGCAUGCUGGGAGAGGCUCGACUACUGGCCACCCACAGGGUGUUUGCCAGAACCAGCAACAGCGAAAAUGCAGAACGGGGGGAUCUGGCCCAGUGUUAAAUGAGCAUCCCUGGGGUGCUAGAGACUAAUGGGCUUUUAAUAUGCGUUGGCUGUGUCAUUAAUCUUUUUUUCUUUUUCUCUUUCUUAAUUUCUUUUUACUUUUUUUUUUUUACUAGUGAAAGAGGGUUGAGUAGUCCAGGUUCAUCCAGUCCGCUCAUUACCAACGAGUGUGAGAUAACUGCUGGUUUAGCUGCUUCUGCUGGCUGCUGGGUUUAGGGUUUAGGCGGUAUUACCUUGUUUGGUCCAGCUAUAUGCUAGUAUCAGUCCACUUACUUAGGCAGAACAUGAUAUGUCUCCAUAAGUAGUUUCAAGAGACAUGAAAUUUGUGGAGUUUAGAAAGAUUGCUAUGGAUUUGAGACUUUUAAGGCAGAUGGAACGGAGAGCUGAGAGUUAAAUAGUUAUAGCGGUCUAAAGACCAGCUGUUAGCCAUUUUUUGCUGAUGAAAAGAUUGGAGAUUUUUUUUGUUUGUUUUGUCUUGAGCCACGGUCUUUCUGUUAUGUAACUCCGGCGAUUCUGGAACUCACUGUGUAGAGCAGGCUGGCCUUGAGCUCAGAGGUCCACCACCUCUUUGCCUCCCAAGUGCUAGGAUAAGUGUGUGCAACCACACCCAACUGAGAAAUUGAGAAUUCUUAAAGUCAUCUGUCUUACAACUGAAGUAAUUUUCUUCCCCCGGAGACAGGGGGAACUCAGAGAUCCACCAAAAGGCCGCCAUUGCCUGGCUGAAGAAAUUUUUUGAGGACACAUUUAAUCAAACUAGGAACCAAAAUGCUGACAUUGCUUCCCGGAGAGAGGGAACCGAAUAUUCCUUUUACCCAAAGAAGAGGCACUCGGCAGACCAGCAUUGCGUCCUUUGUCACCUUACAAGCAGGAAUGGCAAAUGGUGGUAACCAGAAGAACAUUUUCUCUCUCAAAGAAAAUCAGAUCAACAAAGAAUGCAAGAGAACCCAGCUAGAUUGUUUGGUCCAGGGAUUAGAGGAUGAUUGCUUGGUAUCACCUUUGGUCACUUCAACUCCUGCAGACAUCCAGGAAGCUGGACCUUCUCCUCAGUCUCCCCAGAUCUCAGGCUGCCAGAGUUCGGAAACAUCAUCUUUGACUAUCUUGUCUUUGCCUCAGCCUGAUGUCCUGAUGGGCACUGGAGAGAGUAAAGUCCCCAUGGAUCCUUCCUUUACCCGGUUCUUGGAACGUUCUUGUUUGCUGGACCACAGAGAGGCCAAGAGCAAAGGGGAAGGGCUUCAUGGAUCUAAGACUGACUGUUUAGGGAUGGGAAGCCACAUCAGACCACCUGGGGGUAAAUGCUAUCAGCCCCUGGACAAAGCCAAAGUGGGGAAGAGGGGGCCUGCCAAGGAAAACAGGCAGGCCCCUGUGCAUCUUCAAACCUAUAGGCUUGGAACCAGCAGUAGGAAAAAAACACCAUUGGUGACAAAAAGCCCUUGUCCUCUUUCUGUAUUUUCUUGGGACAGUGAAAGGAGUGACAGGGAUUCCUGGAGUCAGCUUUUCACUGAGGAUUCCCAAGGCCAACAAGUCAUCGCCCACAAUACAAAAGUGCCUUUCCAAGAUGUAACCAAUGCUAGGAAUCAAGGCUCAGAGCAGUUUCCUGACAGCCCUCAGGCUCAGGGCCAAGAUGGGCCUACUCAGUUACAUCUGCAGUCACACGUGCUCUUUACCCAGGACUCUGAAGGUAAUAGGGUUAUCAGGCACUAGUUCCAGAUGUUUAUGUGAGUGUAUCAUGAAGUGGCAGGGAUAGAGGGAAGUAGGGUAGGGCUGGGUAUCGAGGAGGGUUUAGAUGAGAGGCCAGGUGGGAUGAAGCAGUUGUGCUACGGAACCCUUUCUGUAUGUAAAUAAAGCAGGUAAUAUGUGCUAGG